Molecule: messenger RNA, 847 nt
Organism: Cucurbita maxima (winter squash)
Lineage: Eukaryota; Viridiplantae; Streptophyta; Magnoliopsida; Cucurbitales; Cucurbitaceae
Product: putative methyltransferase C9orf114 homolog
Exons: 5
Coding region: 342-683 (113 amino acids)
Source: RefSeq, a predicted model, not a curated record
AGGAGGAGAGGAAAUUCGAGAAUAAUGAAAUUGAAGGGGAGAGGAGGAGGAGAGGAAAUUCGAGAAUAAUGAAAUUGAAGGGGAGAGGAGGAGAUCGAUUUCAAAACCUAGAGUGACCAUUGCGGUAUCCGGUUCCAUCAUCGACAACGCUCGAUCCCUCGAGAUUGCCACUAGAGACAGUCAUUGGCUUCAUUGAAAUUGUUCAACUCAGGAAUAUAGUUUUUGCAAGUAUCAGGUAGUGGUAUUCGACAGUAGAAGGAGUUCGGUGACUGACUCGGAUGUUGCGGCAGCGAACAAUUCUGAUGAUGAGCAAAGUGGCGCUGCUUUUCUUAUAAGGAAUCAUGAACUUGAAGUAUCUUGAGACUCCACAAUACUUGAGAAAAGCUCUUUUCCCAAAGCACAACAAUCUAAGAUUUGUGGGGAUGUUGCCACCGCUUGAUGCUCCUCACCAUUUGCGCAACCAUGAAUGGGGUCCAUAUCGAGAAGGCUGUAUAUGUCAAAAUGAAAUGGAAAAUAGAAAAGCUUGCUCAUGUUGUGCAGGAAGUGGUGGCAAAAGGACACUCAAAGUCGAAAUGAAAUGGAAAGUGAAGAAGAAUACGCAGGGAUGGAAGUGGUGGCAAAAGGACACUCAAAGUCGAAAUGAAAUGGAAAGUGAAGAAGAAUACGCAGGGAUGAAAAAUUGAGACAACGGUACCGUGAUGGCAGCACAGAGGUGGAGGAGACGACAAAAUGUAAGAAAUCGAAAAGAACAUAACUAUCUGCUUUAUUUUAACAAGUUUUAUGGUAACUUGAAGUACAGGUAAUAGAACAUCCACUCCAAUCAAUAUAAACAAGCUUUCCAAGCUAA